CUCCCGGCGUGCUCUACGGCGCGCCGCCGCCCGCGGGGUUUGAAUCUCGUUCUCCGGCGUCCGGGCGGUGGUUCGCGGCGGUGGCUGCAGGGGCAGCGUCAUGGGCGCUCCGGCUCUGCCCCCGACCUGGCAGCUGUAUCUCAUGAACCACCGCAUGUCCACCUUCAAGAACUGGCCGUUCCUGGAGGGCUGCUCCUGCACCCCGGAGCGGAUGGCGGAAGCUGGCUUCAUCCACUGCCCUACCGACAAUGAGCCUGACUUGGCCCAGUGUUUUUUCUGCUUUAAGGAGUUGGAAGGCUGGGAACCAGAUGACAACCCUCUAGAGGAGCAUAAAAAGCACUCGCCUGGGUGUGCCUUCCUGACUGUCAAGAAGCAGUUUGAAGAACUAACCCUCAGUGAAUUCUUGAAACUGGAGAAAGAAAGAGCCAAGAACAAAAUUAAAGGUACAUCCAUUUCCUUGCCUACUUGGCCAGUCACAGUGGCAGGAAAGCCGCAGUAGCUGAAGAACCUCGGACAGCGUCUCUCCCUCGCCAGCCCCUGCCCUCCACCCAACUCUGCUCCUAGCCAGCCUGCUCUUCAUCACCCCUCCCAUGCCCUCUCCUGCUGAGACUUCCACCUCUCCCACUGCCUAAACCUUCAUUAGCCUGGAUCAAUUCUGUCCUGGACCCUGACUGCCCAACCCACAGUUGUCCUUGUCCCCGGCUCUGU
Chionomys nivalis (European snow vole) is the source of this 708-nucleotide messenger RNA. It is a transcript of the gene Birc5, whose product is annotated as baculoviral IAP repeat containing 5. The coding region runs from base 101 to 499 and encodes 132 amino acids. Lineage: Eukaryota; Metazoa; Chordata; Mammalia; Rodentia; Cricetidae. The transcript is spliced from 4 exons. The record is from RefSeq and is a predicted model, not a curated record.